AUGGCCUCUCCUAUUCCAAUCAUUGCUAUCAUCGGGCCCACCGGCAUCGGGAAAACUCGCCUCAGCGUCAACAUUGCCUCAGCUGUCGAUGGCGAAGUUAUUUCCGUCGACAGCAUCCAGGUGUACCGGGACUGCCCCAUUAUGGCAGCGCAGGUCACCCAAGAGGAGAUGAAAGGGGUUCCGCAUCAUUUGGUCGACUACCUCGAUGUAGCUGAAGAGCCCGUCGACUUCACCCCCGAUGCCAUCCAGUGCAUCAAGUCCAUUCACAGUCGUGGCCGCAUACCGAUUAUCUGCGGCGGCUCGACCUCUCUUGUAGAGCCGUUGCUUUUCCACCCAUUUGUCCAAGAGCAAAACCUACUCGUCUUGGUUCUAAAUUCGGAUAUCAAGACUAUUGCCAACCUUUGCGACCAGCGAAUUGAGACAAUGAUGAAGGAUGGCCUUCUGGAUGAGGUCAAGCAUCUUUGCAACUUGGAAAAGCAACAUGGACGGUUUGAAGAUGCCACUCGAUCGGGGGCUUGGAAGUCAAUCGGCUACCCGGAGCUUCGCAAAUGGUGCUCUGCGGAAGAUGCCCCAACGGCGGAAAGACUUCUCAGAGAGGGAAAACUGUUGAUGCAGCAAAACACAGUGGGCUACGCGAGUAUGCAACUGGACUUCUUGUGGUCUCGCUUUAUCCCGGCAUUGUCGAGCAACCAGAAACAGUGCACUGUCUUUGAUGUUACAUCACGAGAGACGUUUGCUCAAGAAGUUGAGAUACCAGCCAUCAGGCGGUGCAAAGAUUGGAUCUUGGAUAGUGCGCAGGAAUUUAGCCUGGUUCGGACGCGGGGAGUUGGCUUCGGGGCCGACUUGGUCCCACGCAAGGAAAUGGCCGAGGUCACGAGUUCAUUGCUCGGGAACUUUAACACGAUGUAG
Messenger RNA from Colletotrichum orchidophilum, 909 nucleotides. RefSeq lists its product as uncharacterized. Gene Ontology annotation, cellular component: mitochondrion. The record is from RefSeq and is a predicted model, not a curated record. NCBI's taxonomy places the organism in Eukaryota, Fungi, Ascomycota, Sordariomycetes, Glomerellales, Glomerellaceae. The transcript has a single exon. Gene Ontology annotation, molecular function: tRNA dimethylallyltransferase activity. Bases 1 to 909 code for a protein of 302 amino acids. Gene Ontology annotation, biological process: tRNA modification.